Bradysia coprophila is the source of this 1616-nucleotide messenger RNA. RefSeq lists its product as uncharacterized. Gene Ontology annotation, cellular component: extracellular region. The record is from RefSeq and is a predicted model, not a curated record. Lineage: Eukaryota; Metazoa; Arthropoda; Insecta; Diptera; Sciaridae. Gene Ontology annotation, molecular function: chitin binding.
AGUAUGACAUUUUUGUUUGCAUAAAAAAAGUUUAUUUUGUUUAUAUUUUUGAGUCUUGUGGUGUAUGAAACAAAAUAUGAAUAUUCUAAAAGUGACCAUGCUACUGCUACUCUUACCUGCAUCGAAUCAGCAAAUUCCGGUUUCAGAAGAAAAUUCGCAUUGUGGUCAGUAUGGUUUUCGGUGUGUGGAUUCGGAAUCAUUUCAAAUAUGCUCUUAUGUCGAUCUGGAUGGACAAACCGAAGCUCCAGAAAUAGUUCGAAAAUGUUUGGAUCACAAUGUUUGUGAUGAGGAUAACCCAGCAUACUGUACCCCAUUAGAUCGAAUAGAAAAUGGUAUUACUCCCACACCGGUAGAAAAAUCGGAAAAGAAAGUUUUCAGUAAACGAAGUCAUGGUGGCACUUUUUCACAAAAAGCGUUCGGUUCAGUAAGUAACAAUAUGGAUGAGCAUAGAGAUCUGAACUUACGAAGUAAUGAUGAUGACAAUCCAUUCGGCUUUAAUAACGACGACAUCGAAACAACCACAGUCGCAACAGAUAGUGAUGAUUAUCCAAUAUUUAAGAAUCAGCAGUUUGAGUGUGAGACAUUCGGAUAUUUUGCAGACAUUUACAACGCAUCGAUGUUUUGGCACUGCGAUCACCAAUUGAAAGGGAAAGGAUAUAUUGUACGGCAUAUGUUAUGUUCACCUGGUAGGGUAUUUAAUCCAGUUCACAAAGAGUGUGUGAUGAUUGGCACAACCAGAAACACAAGAAAUAAUCUCGAUCAUGUAAAAUCAUACCAAUCAGAGGAUACGUUCAAGAAAAAACGACGACCUUUCACCCACAUCGAGCUGGAUAUGAAGUUAAACCGCAAAUUUUCUUGUCGACAUCGUUUACCAGGAAAGUAUUCCGAUAAAACCAAUUGCCGACUGUACCACUACUGUCUACCAAGAACUUAUGCUCCCUUCAACGAACUAACAUUUCUCUGUCCGUCUCAUCUUGCUUACGAUAACGAUAGAGAAACAUGCAAUCGCAUAUCGUUCGAAAGAUGCAUGGCCAGACUCCAUCCACAUGAAUAUAAAAUCUUGUACAUCGAAGUUGAUGCUAUUGUGCUGCAGAAACAAAAAUGUAAAGUUGAUUUGCGUCGACAUAGCCCCGAUUGCUCCGAAUAUCACCUGUGCUACAAUGACGAGGUGGUGCAUUUGAAAUGCCCAGAUUCGUAUCGUUUUGAUGAAAAUUUAUUAACAUGCCAGCCGCAACACCUUGUUUCUUGUGACUACUAGCAGAAUAUCAAUGAGAAAGGCACAAGUAAAUUUUUAAGUGGAGUUAUCGCGAGAGAAAGAGAGUGAGAGUGUAAGUUCGCCAAUAUGUGUUUUUCUUCUAUGGUUGUAAGUUGAGGUCUUAAUUGUGAGCAUCGUAUAACAAUACAGAAAAAAGAUAUUUUUGUAUUUUACUUUUAUGACCGCCAUAGACAUUACUUAAAAUUACGGUACGCAUUUUGUACGUAAAUAUUUUGUUUUUAGAAAAUUACCAAUUUUUGUGAGAAAGUUAUAACAAUUUGGUGUUUGUUUUCUCCAUUUAUUAUUACGAUUUUUUCCUUCUCUUUUCAUUUCGUUAAUAAAAUCAUCUGUUAAUUGCAUA